AUGAGGAGAGGAAGCAAUGAGAAUCAACAGAAGCACAAGUCCUCACGACAAGAUCGCGGCGGAGAUAAGUCAUCAGACACAACCUAUAUCCCUUGGGAUAUUGUAACGGUCGAUAUACUCUCGAGACUCCCGUUGAAGUCAGUUGCGAGGUUCCGUUGUGUAUCGAAGCUAUGGUCAUCUCUUAUCAACGAAUGGAUCAAGACUCGGGCUACGACUCAGCCGCGCCUACUCGCCAUCAUGCUCCAGUCUUCAUCUUUCUCCUCGUAUACUUAUCCUCUAAGCUCCAACAACAAAGCAUUCAUACCCGCAGACAAAGGGAGCCAUACAUCAUCAACUAGUGGGUUAAUCAUGUCUCGAUAUGUCCACGGAUUAAUCUGUUGUUGGUCAAACUCGGAUCGGUUUAGGAUUUACAACCCUACCAGUGGACAAUCCGUUUUAUUACCAAAGAUCAAAUACGAUGGAUUGAGAAACUUGGUUAAUGGAUUCUUUGAGACCAACUUGAUGAAUGGUUUCUUUGGGUAUGAUCCAGUAGAGAAUCAAUACAAAGUGUUGUGCUUCACUAGACCAUAUUGGGAGUGUUCUUGUCAAGUUUUCACAUUGGGGGGUCCAAAGAAACUAGAGCAAUGGAGAAGCAUUAUCACAGACAAUUUCUUACGACCUGACGACGACAUUUUGGCUGCACCAUGGGAACAUAGUACUAGUGUAUGCAUCAAUGGGUUUAUCUAUUACACAGGAAGGAUUAUCAUAAGUGCAUUAGGGAGGUUCGACGUUAGAUUCGAGAGAUUUGAUCGUAUCCAGAUGCCACCAGACACUCGGAUCAUGAAUCAGUUUUGGGAUUCGACAUUGGUAAACUAUCAAGGGAAAUUAGGAUGCGUGCGUUACAAGACUAACGGUAGUGCUGAGAUGUGGAUCAUGGAAGAAGAUGAUCAUUUGAAGAAACAAGAAUGGUCGAAGAUUGCAUUGUUCAUGAUGCCUCUGGAUCUAGCAAAUACGUUUCGUUAUAUGACUAUUAUCACAGGUGUCACUCGUGAUGGUGAGAUUGUGAUAACGCCCAAGACAUUGCGUUCUGAUGAAUCGUUAUACGCAUACUUUUGUGACCCGAUGCAAUACAAGACUAGAAGAGUUGAAUUCGAACGCCCCUUGAGCUGGGGGAGCCAAAGUACAAUCUUUAGUGUCCCGGAUCACAUGGAGAUUACUACUACUAUGUCAUUGUUCGGGAAUCAAUUUAAGAAGAAUCCAGAGACUACACUGGGGAUCAUGUACGAUGCUGUUUUUUCCGGCGACAAUUGUUUCUUGUGUCCCAAGAAACUAUUAUAUUGGUUAUACCCAUUUUUUGUGCGGCGCUGA
Microthlaspi erraticum is the source of this 1347-nucleotide messenger RNA. NCBI's taxonomy places the organism in Eukaryota, Viridiplantae, Streptophyta, Magnoliopsida, Brassicales, Brassicaceae. The record is from the annotation of a GenBank genome assembly.